Ascoidea rubescens DSM 1968 is the source of this 3102-nucleotide messenger RNA. RefSeq lists its product as uncharacterized. The coding region runs from base 1 to 3102 and encodes 1033 amino acids. The transcript has a single exon. NCBI's taxonomy places the organism in Eukaryota, Fungi, Ascomycota, Saccharomycetes, Ascoideales, Ascoideaceae. The record is from RefSeq and is a predicted model, not a curated record. Gene Ontology annotation, cellular component: Dsl1/NZR complex. Gene Ontology annotation, biological process: endoplasmic reticulum to Golgi vesicle-mediated transport; retrograde vesicle-mediated transport, Golgi to endoplasmic reticulum.
AUGUCUUUGAUUGAUGCCAUUGGGAAUCUCUUUGAAUCUUCUCUGGAGCUUGAUUUGAAGCGUAUUGCUUCCAUGACCUCGCAUGCACUUUCUCAAAUCCAUACCAUCCCCAUUAAAAAAGCCAUUAAACAAGAUAUUGGUGCAGAUGUUCAAAAUAAUCAACAUUUAAUCGAUAUUCCUGAAAAUUUUAAUUCACAACUGUUAUCUUUGCCGGAUUUGAAAUUUUUACGAGAUUUAUUGAACAAUUAUAAUUCAAUUUUGCUUGAACUCAAUUCCAUUGAAAUCCCUAUUUCUUAUUCGGAAACCAUUGAUAUUACUGAUAUAGUAGAUCAAUUGGACGCUGUUAAACUAUCCAUUUACAAUUUUAAUCAUCUGUACUUAAUUAUUAAUGCCGAACAUACUGCAAAUUAUGCUUAUUUAAGCUUGAAAUCUGUUACGACAUUGGUUAAGACUUUACUUUCAAAAGUCUUGUUGCUAAAAAAUUUAAUAUCAACCUUUUUAUCUACCUUAAUUAAUCAAGACUUAUCUUUUCUGCAACAUUUGGACUUUUUAGCUAUUUAUAACAUCAAUAAAAAUUCAAACUCUAUGGAAAUCGUUAUAAAAAAUUUGGUUCAUCUACUUGACUUGCAAUUAAUUAUUACUAAUGUUAAUACUAAUGCUGACACCGAUCCUUAUUUAAUUGAUUAUUCUGUGAAUUUGUGGGCAAUUGAAAUUUUACUAGAUCCCAUAAUUUUAAAUUUCGUUUAUCAUUUUUUCAAUGACCAGAAUCAAGCUUUAAAACUAAAUAAUAUUCAUCAACCUGAAAUUGCUUUGAAUUUUAUUAUAAAAAGUUUUUUUAGUGAUUCAAAUUUAUUGAAUUAUUUAUUGAAAAAUUUUUCUUGUAUAAUCAAAAGCUCUUAUUUGAAUCGAAAUAAAAGGCUUGACAAUAUUAAUUGUAAGUCUAUAUUUCUCUGGGAAAUCUUCAAAGUUAUUAUCAAACUACUAAAACAAAAAUUUUUAAAUGAUUUAAGUUUUAACAAGCUGUUAAUAAUAGCAAAUGAUGAAAAAAAUUAUAAAAAUAUUGAAAACAGAGCUUUUGGUCAUUUAAUCUAUGAAUUGAUUGAGUUUGACAACUAUUUUAACAGCGAGUUUAAUUUCUUAUUUUUAAAUAUAAAUACGAGUUAUAAACUUUCUAGAAACCAAGUUUCAUUUAAUGAAGAUAAUAAAUGGGUCGGUUUAACAGGUGAAAUAUUUAAUAAUCAAGAUUAUUUUAAACAAUGGAUUAUUUUGGAAUCAAAAUUUAUCAAAAAAAGGUUUAAUUCUAUUAUGAGUGAAAAUUAUUUGAAAAUAAAUUAUGAAAUUUUUAAGAAAUCUGAUUUGAAAACAACUUAUUCAUCUUUUAGUCUAUACCUGCUUAUUUCGAACUUGUUUAAAAAGUUUUUUUUGAAUAAUAACAGUUUAUCGUUUCUAAUUAAAACAAAAAUUUUUGUUGAAUUAAUUCUAAAAAAUUUAUUGGAUAACUAUAUUGUUAAUAUAAUUUUAACGAAAUUGAUUGAAUUUGAAAAAAUUAAGCUAAGCAAUUCAAACAUAAUUGGAUUAAGUAAAAUUAUUACAAGUUCAUUUUUAAAAUCAAAACCUGCUGAUAGUAAUACUGAUUUCAAUGAUAAAAUACAUGAUGAUAAGGACAAUGAUGGAAACUACAAGGAAAAAGAAAGAAUGAAAGAUCUGAAUAAAAAGGAGGAAAACUCUUUUGAAUUAAAAGAUGAUGGAACAUUAGAAGAAAUUAAGUUAUUGUGUUCAUUGUAUGGAUCAUUAAAGUAUAUCAAAUUAAAUUUGAAAAAGUUAAAUGAAAGUGAAACCGUAUUUGGUGAAAUUUAUACUAAAGUAAUUCAAAUGAAUGAUUUAGAGUUAAGGUUAACUACUGAAGACGAAGACGGAAAUCUUAGUGAAGAUCAUUCUGAAAUAGAAAACGAAAAUUACAAAGAAACAUUAGACUAUAAUAUGGAUCAAAGUAAAAUUACAAAUUACAAUAACGACUUUAAUGAUGAGAAAAAAAUUGAUUAUGAUGAAUUUUUUGGCAAAAACAAAAAAAAUGAAAAAAAUAAAGUAAUUGAAUAUUAUUUUGAGAAAAGUUUAUUAAAAAUAGAUGACUUAAAAUUGUUAAUUGUAACGGAAAACAUUGAUGAAGAAUUUAGUGAAAAUAAUUUGAUUAAGUUUGAAAGCAGUAUAUUAAGUAACAUUAUAAUAAAGUAUGAUCAAUUGAUUUCAAGAUUAUUGAAAGAUUUAGAUGAAUUUUUGAAAAAAAUAUUGAAAAUUUAUUUACAAGAUUAUUUGCAAAAAAAAUGGGAAAAUGAAGAAGUUGAAAAUGAUGUUUUUGAUACUAAGAAUAUAAAAGAGAUUUUUUAUGAGGCUAAAAAAAUUGAGAAGUUUGAAGAUUAUAUCAAAGUUGGAUUAUUUAAAGAGAAUAGAGUUAUUAGUAAUAAAAUUUCAAAUGAACUAAUUCAACCAAUUUAUUUUUUAAGAUUAAAUUUAAAUUUCAUUCGGCAUCUAAUUGGAAAUAAAGCCAAUUUUGAAGAUAAUAAAAUUGAAAGCGAGAUCAAAAUCGAUUUAUAUGAUAUUAAAAGAAGAUUAAUUCAUAAUUUGAAAUAUUAUUUUAUUGAGUAUAUUUUUCGAAUUCAAGUUUUUAGCAAUAAUAAAAGAGAUAGAAUAUUUAAAUGUAAUCGAAUAAAGUUUGAUUUUUUAAAACUAUUUGAAAUUAUUAUAGACAUUUUUGACAGUGAUAUUAAUGAUUUAGAUGAGAAUUCAAUGGGUAAGAGAAAUGGUAAAAUAGAUUAUAGAAGGAAAGAGAUGACAAGUGAAAUCGAUCACAGAAAAUAUGAAAAAUAUGCUACAAAUAGGGAUUUUUGUGAGGUUAUUGAUCACUGUAACAUAUUGAUGAUAGAUGAAAAAUCAAUUCGGGAAAUAUUUGUUGAUAAAGAUACUGAUAAAGAUGAAGAAGAGUACACCGAUUUGUUUUACAGAAUAAGAAAAGACUAUACCAAAUAUAAUGCGAUCAGAAAAUAUUUCAACAUUAAGCUGUUGAGCGAUUCCGAAAUCUUUGAUUUGUUAAGUAGAAAGAUAUAG